GCCUUUGAACCCUUUGUUGUGUCGCGGGUGACGUCAGUGCCGUGUGCGGGAGACGGAGCGGCGUGCGCCUGGCGAGACAAAGGCGGCGGACCGACCGGGGUCAGGCAGCAGCACAGAGCCGAGAAGAAUCACAGCUUUUUUUUAAAAACUAAAAGGUAUCCUCUAACCUCUCAUUUCAGCAGCGGUUUCCCCCAGAGUGAAACGCAGGAUGAAGAAGCAGUGACACUCAGAAGAGGGUAUAUGCUUUGACUUCACCCACAAAGAGGAAAAACCCCAAACAGAGCCAUCUUUUCAGGUUUUAAGGUUUUUCUCCUACGCCCCCCUUUUAGCGUGCUAGCUAGCUCACCUCGCCUAGCAGCUCCAUAGCGCUGCACAAGCACAGAUCUCCUCCUCCUGCUGGCUGCUUCUCAUCUCUCCCUCCACAAGAAGAAGAAGAAGAAGUGGGCGACAAGAAGAAGAGACGGGAGCUCGUCGACAAAGUCAGGAUCAAAGGGGUGAGCUCACUCCCAACAAACACAGGCAUCCGUGAUCUGAUGUGAGAUCAACGGAGAGACUAUGCCGAGCCCUUUAUUCCACCCCGAGAUCAUGGACCACGACGUGGUGAUCAGCCAGCAUAACGGGGUCGGUCUGCCCCGAGAGACGGACCAGGAUACCCGGGAAGAGCACCAAGAGGCGCUACGCUUCGCCCUGGACCAGCUGUCACUCAUGGGUCUGGAGAAGGUGGACUGUGGGGGCGGCAGUGGUAGCGGAGGAGGCGGCGGACUUGUAGAUCCUCUGGAUGGGACCCAGGGUCCGGGCUCUGAUGGCUGCAACGGCGUGGGCGGAGGGGGCUACGUGGAUCUACAGAUGCUGGAGCAUCCUAGUGGGUCCCGGGACUCGCCAUCGUCUUGUUCUCCAUCCCCGGAGUACUACGGCUCGGGCGGGUACCACAUGGCCGGCUCUCACUCAAUGCUGCACGGGGAACAAAGCAGCGUCCUCUGCAGCAGGAAAAGAAGUGUCAACAUGACUGAAUGUGUGCCUGUGCCCAGCUCUGAACAUGUGGCAGAAAUAGUGGGAAGACAAGGUUGUAAGAUCAAGGCCCUGCGUGCAAAGACUAACACGUACAUAAAGACUCCGGUCAGAGGUGAGGAGCCAGUGUUCAUCGUGACAGGGCGCAGGGAGGACGUGGAGAUGGCCAAACGGGAAAUUGUGUCUGCAGCAGAGCAUUUCUCUAUGAUCAGGGCGUCCCGCUGCAAAGCUGGAGCACCUGGAGGAGGAGGAGGAGCAGCAGGAGCAGGUGGAGGAGGAGGCGGCAGCGGUGGCGGCUCUCUACCUGGACCGCCACACUUACCUGGACAGACCACCAUACAGGUGCGGGUGCCCUACAGAGUGGUGGGUUUAGUAGUUGGCCCAAAGGGAGCAACUAUCAAGCGCAUCCAGCAGCAGACCCACACCUACAUCGUGACCCCGAGUCGAGAGAAGGACCCUGUGUUCGAGGUGACUGGCAUGCCAGAGAACGUUGACAGAGCGAGGGAGGAGAUCGAGACCCACAUCACCCUGAGAACUGGAACCUUUGUGGACCUGCAGGGAGACAACGACUUCCACACCAACGGCACUGACGUCAGUCUUGAAGGCCUUAGCGCCCUGAGCGGAGGCUUGGGAGCAUCUCUGUGGUCAAGAGCCACUGGCCAUCACUCUGGCCCACCUCCUCCUCCCCCCUCUCCUCCUCCUGCUCUCUCUAUGUCCAUGCACCACUCCUCUAACAGGAAGAUGUCCUCGUCAGUGGGCUACCACACGCACAAUGGUGGGAUGAGCUCAGACAGCUACAGCAACACCCGCAAGGCCAACGAGGGAGGCAGCCCCACCAGUCCCUUUAGCACAGGCUCCAGCAGUGCUGGAGGAGGAUUCACUUUUGGGGGCGACUCCACACCGGGGCUCCCUUCCUCAGAUGAACUUGGUUUUGAGUUCGCCGCCGCCAACAUCUGGGCACCUUUCGUCAAUGGUGGAGCGGGUGGUAAGGGGUCGGGCUCAGCUCAGCAGCAGCAGCAGCAGCAGCAGCCUCUACGCCGCAACAGCAGUGGCCUCAGUGGUGGUGCCAUCACUCCACGAUUGUCUCCAACUCUGCCUCAGGACGCAGGUGUGGGCCCCAUGGAUCACCCCUUAGCUCGCCGUGCCCAGAGCGACCCCCUCAGCACUCUCUCCUGGCUCCAGUCCAGCAGUGCUGGCGGCGGCUCCUUCUCCGGAGCAUCCAGCUCCAGCUCAGGUGGCUCUUCCACCGGUUAUUCCUCCUGCUCGGCUUCCUCUCUGCCUGGUGGCUCACCCACUGACUCUGAGGGAGGCAGCAGCGGCGUGGGCCUGAGCUCAGGGAUGCUUAGUCGGCUCAAAAGCGGCUCUGGAGGCCCCGGGGUGGCAGGUCUGGUGGGCGUUAGCCCGGGAAUCAACAGGGACUGCUUCGUGUGUUUUGAGAGCGAGGUUACAGCGGCCCUGGUGCCCUGUGGCCACAACCUGUUCUGCAUGGAGUGCGCUGGGCAAAUCUGCCAGUCAGCUGAGCCAGAGUGCCCAGUCUGCCACACUCCCACCACACAGUGCAUCCGCAUCUUCUCCUAAUGCCCCGGCAGAAAGGGGGGGGGUGUGGGUUAAUAGGAAGAGGGGGGGCUGGAAGAAAACUGGAGGGGGCAUCAGCUGCCACCAGGCGGAGACGAUGGAAGGAUUCACACUAAUAACUAUCACACACACAUGAUGGACCAUAAUAAAUGCAUUAAUAGAGAUGAUGAUACUAUAAGGAUGUUGAUUUAUUUCUGAUAACUGUCAAAGUUAAUAAUAACAAUAAUAAUAAAUAAGUACAAAGACUUAUUUCCAGAGGUAAUUGAAAGCGUCUGCAGACAGUUGGGGCUCAGACGGUGUUGGUGGUGAACUUUUGGAAGGAAACUAGUGUCUUAUCUCUCUUCAGGCCUUCAUUUUGACCUGCAGCAGCCCGCACUGCUGACAGGUCCGUCUCUACAUCUCUUCAUUCUAGCUUCUUCAGAUCUUUGCCUGCUUUCUCUCUCACAGCCUUUCCUUUUGACACUUUUGUACUUAACAGAUAUUUUUCGAUGAAGCUGUCAAUGAGGCCUGCACUUUUCUACUCCCUUAUUUUAACGUUCUCGAUAGGACACAAACUGUUCUGACAAAUCCCCCCACCCCCCACCCCCCCCUCCUCCUCCUCCUGCUCCUGCUCUCUCACUCAUGCUGUUGUUUGUGACAUGGCGUGGCAGGGGGGGCGGCUAUUUUUCUGUACGCUUGGAACUUUUUUAUUAAAGGUCGGGCACGUAGUAGGGCACCUAGCAGAACAAUGCACCCAGGGGACCUCCUUUAAGAUCAACUCCCAUUUGUCUUUGUCACACAAGACAAUUAGCCAUCAGCAAUGCCAAAUGAAUGCUAUUAAUAGGCGUGUAUUAUUUCCUGAUCAAAUUCAAUAAUAUGUAGAUGAGUCUGCCCCACAUUUGGAAUGUGGAUGCUGCAUUGAUUCACAUUAAUACUCCUUUAAUAAGUGAGGAAUGUGAGGAGUGUUGCUGUCUAAGGUCAGUUCUCUGUAUGUUUGGGCUGCCUGACAAUCCCUUUACAUCUGUCUCUCUGUUUGUGUGUGUAUGUGUGUGUGUGUUUGUGAGUGAAUAAUGCCCACUCAUGCUGUGUUACAUCAGCAUCAUUAAGAUCUGGUUUCCUCUCCUUCACUUCACUCACUCAGUCUUACAGGAAGUGGAUGCUCUGGUCCAUCCAACGCCGGGAUGUUCUCCUCUCACAUCCUCCGUCUGUUACUCUCAGAUCGGCUCGAUUAGUGUUUCCUACUCUUUACGUUUCACUCUGACUGCAGACUGUGUGGCAGACAGGCAUGUGUUGAAUUCGAGGAUGUGAUGGGGCUUUUUCUGAUGUCACUCAUGAAGGUUUAUGUCUAGUGAGGUUUUUUUAGGAGAUGGUCGCUCCACGUAACAACAAGGGGCUCGAUUUGAACCUUUUAUUUUUCAUGCACUGUAACUCCCAGCCCCUCUAAAAAUGAAAGAAAAAAAAGAAACAGCUCUUACUGUUUUUGUUUUGGUCUUCCACCCCAUUUUCACAGCAAAGCUGUUAGGCACUCUCUCAGAAGACACACGCACAGCUGUCCUCCUGGCUUAAUGUAGUUUCCUAUAUGGUUAGUUGUUUGAGAUUUGUUCUGUUUCCUAGCAUAACUCGGUUACUCCAAGUGAGGCGGCUCCAUCCUGUUUUUGUGUUUGUGUUUUUAAAUUCAGCGUGAGUUUGCAGUAACUGCCGCCAGUAGUGUUUAGACUGUACGUAUGAUUCAGGCAGUGUCGGCGCGGUGGUACACGGUUGCUGUUAGCAGCCCUUUUAAACAUGCAUGGAAAUCAGCUCAUAGAGUGAGACAAGCCAUGACGACAGAAUUAAGACACUCGUAAUUCUCAAAGGGCUUCCUCUGACUGCACAGACACAUGACCACAUUUUUCAGGCUCACACAUGUAGGUUAGAAUCAACUUAUCCUUUAUGGCAGCUAGUAGCUAGGUCAUCCAGGGCUUCCAAACACUUUUUGUGUUCAAAUCCCAGCAGCUGCAGAAUGUUUUUGCUCUUUGUUUUUAGUAUUUUUUUUUCUUUCAGUGUCCCUACAGUCAUCACUCUCUGAUCCUGUCUGUUGUCUUGCAGUGUGUCAGGAUGGGUUGUAGGGUUUUAAUAUCAAGGAAAAAAGGGUAACUCUACUUGAGUAAAUAGUUGAAAUGGGCAGUUGCUGCUGUGCUUUGGUGCUCCAGCCAGUUUAAUGUUUAUUUGCUGUCUGACUGUUCGUUUGCUUCUUACGUGACAGCAGCUCCACAGAGGAAUCUAAUAAGUCGCUGUCCUGGUUGAGCACAGCAGUGCACUAGUUCAUGUGUCCAAAUGUGUAGGAAAAAAAAAACUGCCCAGGAGCUGAAUCGGUAGUCUUUAUGAAGACUGUCACAUGGUGCUUUGGUGCAACUCCCUGCUGAAACACAGUUAAAGAACAAAGCAGUGGGGAGGGGGCCUUUUUGGAUUCUCAUUCUGCAGAUCUGACAACCCUCGUUCUCAUUCUGGUCCAAACACAGCGGCCCAUCCCCUCAUCGGGCUGGUAUAUGUUGCAUUUUGUCUCGUACUCGUGCACACUCGGGAACAGACACAGGGCUGCAAAUUUGUCUGAAUGAACAGAUCAGAGGUGACUGUGUGAGUCUGCUGAGGCCAAUCUUAAAAAAAAAAGCCCUCCUUCAAGCUGUCCAAGUGUUCAAGGGAUAAAAUGUGUUGUAAAUGCCAGAUAGGGUCUAAUAUAGACUCCCGUGUUGCACUCGGAAGUUUCUGGCCAAUGAGAGAAUGUUAGGGUUUAUUGUACAGUAGUUUAAUUGUUAAAAAGGUACAAUUUUUCAGAUUGACUGCUGAAUUUUUAUUGUUAUUAUUUUUUAGCCAAACCUUUCCCCCCUCCCCCGUUUCCUUCCUAAAUGUUUGAAAACAGGGUUUCCUGAGGCAUGCUAGCCAGUGACCUCUGACCUUUUUUUGUGAUUUGAGGGGGGGAUGCAAAGAGAGCCACGCCAGUAAGGGGUGACAGACACCUCUCAGCCUCCGCUCUCCUAUUUUUUGCUUUAAUUCUUUUUGUAUGCAGAACCAAAAUGUAAAAUGUCAGUAAACUAGGUUUCAGGCCUGACCUGAGUGUGUAAAUACCCUGAAUACAAUCAUUGGGAUCUUGUUUUCAAAGCAAAAUGACCUAAUUGAAGAUAAGUGUAGUUUCUAAAGAACAUGUAUCAUUAUUUGUAAGUUAACCAUCUGCAUGUCUUCAAGCCACCUGGCAUUAGCUAAUAAUUUUUAAGAUAAAAAAAAAAACUUUUUACACAUUUUAUUUUUUACAAUUUAUUUGCUUACCUAAAUAUCCCAGACAAUAAUGUGACCCUUUUUAUUACUUCAAAUUUAUUUUUGUUUUCCAUUUUUUUAUUUUCCUUAUUUCCUGUGUACUACAUAUAGGCAAUUUAUAACAAAAUGAGAAAAUUAUUGAAGAAAUUUUAAAAUUGAAAUAUAUUUUAUUUGAAAGUUUAUGGACCUUUUAACCGUGAGCCGGGGAAAUUGUAUAAUCAUAUGAUUUGAGCUGACUUGACGGUUAUAAGAAAUGUAUCAAGAGUUUUAUUUUUUAUGCUUCUUUAAUAAAGUCUUGUUUUUGGUUUCAUUUUUUUACUGUAAAAUAA
This is a messenger RNA of Notolabrus celidotus (New Zealand spotty), 6179 nucleotides long. Its product is annotated as RNA-binding protein MEX3B. Bases 556 to 2586 code for a protein of 676 amino acids. The record is from RefSeq and is a predicted model, not a curated record. The transcript has 4 exons. Gene Ontology annotation, molecular function: RNA binding. NCBI's taxonomy places the organism in Eukaryota, Metazoa, Chordata, Actinopteri, Labriformes, Labridae.